GGUUCGUGUUUUUGUUUCUGCGUAUUUCGCUGUUUAUAUUUUUCAACCACCAUAAUACGCGGUCCAAUUGUCCCCAAUAUAAUCCCUCUCUUCCUACUAGGGUUCCAUACCUCACUUCUCCCAACAUUUCUCUCUUCUUCUCUCACUUCCUUUUCUGAUUCUCUCUCUCACCCUUUGAAAUUCUAUCAAUUCUAUUUUAGAUUCUCAAUUCUCAUUCUCAAUUUGUUGUUGUUUUUGGUUCACUGGGUUCAAAUUCAAGCCCAAUUUUGGUUCUCACUUCUAGGUUUUCCAAUUGGAGUGAUUUCAAUUUGGAGGGGAAUUUUUUGGUUUCAGGAAAAUUUUGGGUUUUCGAUUCUCGGGACGUCAAGUUGCAGUUGUAAAAGUCUUAAACCUUGAGAUUAUUAUUGUUGUUGUUUUCAAGGUUUGUUUUUUCAAAAUUGGAUUUUGGGAAAUGGGUGUGUGAAAUUUGAUUUUUGAUUUCUGGGUUUUGUAAUUGAGGUGAAAAAGUUGUCAACUUGGAGAGUAAUUCGGGUUUUUUUUUUUUUUUUAAAUUCUGGGUACCACUGGGUCUACGAGAUAGGUAUUGGGGGAAGAGAGAGUGAGGUUUUGUAUAAGUUGCGUUGUGUGUGAGAAUGCCCGCGACGGACUACCAAGGUUCGUCUUCUCCUUCAUCGUUAAUCCAUUUUGGCCGUUCAAUUCUGAGUCUUCGUCGAGAACAGGUUCACUCCAUUUCCAUGGAAGGGUCAAGCUUGGAGGCUGAGUUAGAAUCCUUUCAGCAACACGUCACUAACCGGUUCCUUGAACUCACUUCGGUUGUUCAUGAUGAUUUGCUUUCGCUCUCGUGGGUUGGGAAGCUCCUUCAUUGCUUCUUGUGUUGCCAAGAGGAAUUCAAGGCCAUUCUCCAUAGCCACAGGGCUCAGGUGUUGAGACCCCCUUUGGAUCGCAUGGUGUCUGAUUACUUUGAGCGAAGUGUGAAGGCUUUGGAUGUUUGCAAUGCCAUUCGUGAUGGUAUUGAGCAGAUUCGCCAAUGGCAGAAGCUAUUGGAGAUUGUGCCCUAUGCAUUGGGGCAUCAGAGGAGCAUUGGUGAGGGCCAAUUUCGUAGAGCCAAGAAGGCUCUCAUUGAUUUGCACAUCGGGAUGCUUGAUGAUAAGGAUCCCAACGCCUCGAUUGCACAUCGAAACCGGUCCUUUGGCCGCAGCACUGGUAGCAGGGACCAUCAUAGUCAUGGCCAUAGCCAUGGUCACAAUAAUAGCAGUAAUAAUACCUAUCACCAUCGGUCUUUGGGGCAUUUUCGAUCACUUUCGUGGAGUGUCUCUCGAACUUGGUCUGCUGCUAGGCAGCUCCAAGCAAUUGGGAACAACAUUUAUCCACCUAAGGCAAAUGAGCUUAUGGCUUCUGGUGGCCUUGCAAUGCCUGUGUUCAUCAUGAAUUCGAUCCUGUUGUUUGUGAUGUGGGCUCUUGUGGCUGCAAUUCCAUGCCAGGACCGCGGAUUACAUGUCCAUUUUACCAUUCCCAGGAAUUACUCCUGGGCUGCUGCAAUCCUCUCGCUUCACGAAAGGAUCAUGGAGGAGUCGAAGAAGCGGGAGCGGAAGAAUUCUUGUGGCUUGCUUAAGGAGAUUCAUCAGAUUGAGAAAUGUGCUAGAGUGAUGAAUGAUUUGGCUGAUUCUGUCCACUUUCCUUUGACAGAGGAGAAAGAACGGGAGGUUAGACAGAUAGUGCAGGAGGUUUCACUAGUCUGUGAUGCUUUGAAAGGUGGACUAGACCCUUUGGAGCGCCAAGUGAGGGAUGUGUUCCAUAUAAUUGUGCGCAGCCGUACAGAAGGGCUUGACUCUAUUGGCAGGCCAAGCAAUGCUGAGUAAAUUGUUGCCCCCAUCCUCUAUUUGUGGGUGCUGUGUAAUGAAAAUAGAAGCUGAGAUGAUAUCAUAGCCUAAUUAUGCUUCUAUAGAAAUGGAAGAUUACAAAAUGAAGAAGCGAACGAUCAAUGGAGAUAAAAAGUGGAAGAAUUAGAAAGGCUGGUGAUUUGAAAUGAAGAUGAUACCAACAAUGAAGUGGUAAGGGGGGGGGGGGGGGGGGGGGGGGGAUUCUUGUACCUAAAAAUCACAAUGACGUGGAUCCUUGUGGUCUGUUUUGUUUUCCUCUCCCCUUGAUUUUGUCUCGUGAUGUUCAAUUUUCUCUGUAACUUGCUGCAUCCUCAUUGUAGCUGAUUUUGUUUAUGAAUAUGUGUUAGAUAAAUCUCCUUUUUGUUCAUA
Glycine soja is the source of this 2249-nucleotide messenger RNA. RefSeq lists its product as uncharacterized. NCBI's taxonomy places the organism in Eukaryota, Viridiplantae, Streptophyta, Magnoliopsida, Fabales, Fabaceae. The transcript has a single exon. The coding region runs from base 633 to 1859 and encodes 408 amino acids. The record is from RefSeq and is a predicted model, not a curated record.